AUGGUGACUGAGGAGGGAGGUGAGGCAACAUCCUUUGCGGUGCAGCAGGAAGACGAGACCUGGGAGUUGCCGCCCUUUCUGAACCAUGUCGACAAGCCGAUGCUGGAGAUGCAGGCAAAUUCCAAUGUCUGGUACCAAGCCCACAUCCUGAACCACAGCACGACGGAGCUCUACGUCCUCUUCCCAGCGAGCGCCCCCGGGCUGCAGAAGGAGGAAAGGGCGCUUGAGGCACGGAGCGCUCAGCAGGACGAGCUGCUGCUGGCAUGGUUCAAGCACCACUACGAGCUGCUGGGGAGGGCAGGCCUGCUCAAGGGCGCGCAGCUGAAGGGCAAUGCCGAGGUGGGCCCCCUGCCCCGGCACGUCCGCGUAUCCCUCCUGCACACCGGCAAGACCGCCACCUCGCCGGCGAUCGCAUCCCCUCCUGCGACUGAUGAGGGGGCUGGGGCCAAGAAGGGCCGAGUGCGGGGGGUGCGUGCGGAGCUGCGAUCCCUUGGCCUCUGGAACUGGCAGCGCGGAGGGGCGAGCUCGUCAUCCGAGGGCCCCAGCGACGACGAUGGCGGUGAGUUUGAUGGGGAGCCGAGCCUGUCGAGGCGGCGGCCGGUGCCGGUAUGA
Molecule: messenger RNA, 612 nt
Organism: Auxenochlorella protothecoides
Lineage: Eukaryota; Viridiplantae; Chlorophyta; Trebouxiophyceae; Chlorellales; Chlorellaceae
Exons: 6
Coding region: 1-612 (203 amino acids)
Source: RefSeq, a predicted model, not a curated record